This is a messenger RNA of Fundulus heteroclitus (mummichog), 4362 nucleotides long. It is a transcript of the gene otoa, whose product is annotated as otoancorin. Gene Ontology annotation, cellular component: cell surface. Bases 444 to 3863 code for a protein of 1139 amino acids. The record is from RefSeq and is a predicted model, not a curated record. Gene Ontology annotation, biological process: cell-matrix adhesion. The transcript is spliced from 29 exons. NCBI's taxonomy places the organism in Eukaryota, Metazoa, Chordata, Actinopteri, Cyprinodontiformes, Fundulidae.
CCUCUUGUUUGUUGUAGUUGAGAAACACAAAUUAGGAAAUGCAAAGAGGGAUUAGUGGCGGGUGGAGCCCAUCAAUUUUCUGGCCCAUGUUGUCCAGUGGUUAUGACUCAUUCUUACCAAUUUUUGUGUUUUGAAAUUCAAUAAUCAAAACGGUUUUACAGGUAAUGAGAUGAUUGCUACGUCAAUUUUCCAACGAGUCAAUCGAGUAAUAACACCACUGCAAACAAGGACUUUCUUUGCUUCCCUCUGCCCCCACCCACCCACCAAAGAUCAACCACACAAUGUCCCCACACCUGCUUUGAAUAAGCCAGGGACAGGUAGACACCCAUCCGGCCCCCAGCAGAUGAGAGAUAAGCGCAGGAGAGAAGCACGCACAAUCUCACUUUGUCUGGUUUUCAAAGAUCUACACAGAAGAAGGUGGAAAAUCAACGAGAUUUUCCCAGAUGUCUCCAAAUGGAAGAGCGCACUUGUUCCUGCUCAUAAUGGCCUGCACAGUCUUUGCUACUGUGUGUCCAGCUGGGCCUCCAGAUGUGAUGUCUGCAGAUAACACUGCCUUCAUCGCCAAAAAACUGAUGGAGAAAUGCUACGAAAAGGGAUGCCCUUUGCCUAAGAUGCCCAUGUUGAAGACUAUCUUCAAUAACAGUGACCUGUUAGAAGGAGGCAGAACUGCUGACCAGUCCAACAGCCUCCUGUCCACCUUCCUUGAUACCCUGGAUAUGGUCACUGGAGCCACAGGCAAAAACUCACAGAGUUCACGCCCCGUGAAUGCUGCUGAGACCAGGAUGUGGAAUUGCAGUAACCUUCCCGCUGUGAUAAGGAUGAUGAAGAACUCCCCAGACCCAUCCAGGUGCUACAUGGAAGCUUUUGUGGCCCCUAUGUCCUGGGCCAUGGUGACGGCACAGCGUGAAGACUACUUUAACUCCAGUGACUACAGCACGCUGCUGUGGGCGUCCAAACCUGUGCUGCAAGACGUGCCCUCUGCAAGAAUGAGGCUCCCUGCCAGAGUAGCCAAGCAAAACAUGGGACCUAUGAUGAACAUGCUGCAAGAAGUGUACGCCUCCAUGAGCGAGGAGCAAAGGGCUGAGGUGUUCACCUGGGCCAAAGAACAAGUCCUGCAGAACAACUUCAGCUGCACAAUGAGGCCAUCCUCUGGUCCAAGAUCAACGAUGCUGAAACCCUGCUCACCAGCUGUGAAGUGGCUGGAUUCUGAGACGCUGACCAUGAUGGGGCCGUUCCUCUCCAGUUCAAAGCCGGACGAUUUAGAUUCCUCUCCAACAGACACUCUGUGUGGAUUUGUCCUCUCAGGCCAGCUCAAGUCCAACAGGACCACCAAGAUGAACCCCAGCCUGGGAAAGACAUUCCUUCAGAAAAUUCAACAGUGCCCCAAAUUCUCAGAGAAUGUUGAUAAGCUUGGUCCUCUGGCUUGUUAUUAUGAUGCUACAGGCUUGAAUAGCGACAGCAGCAAGAAACUCCUUUCUCAGCUGGAUGACUGCGACGGCCCCACAGUCUCCCAGCUGAAGAAGCGCCUCGUGAACAGCGUGCUGGUCGGUUCCAGCAAGGCUAAAGAUCUGCGUGAUCUUGGCACGAGCGUUACUUUGCUGUCACCCAAACAACUGUCCGAAGUCUCUGCAGAAAAUCUCAAAGCUGUUUUUCAAAACCUGGAGUCCAACGUGAAAUGGUCCAGGAGCCAACUGCGCACUCUGGUCAAGAAGCAGCUGGGAGAGAACAAGUGUGACGGGCUGUCAGGUCAGCAGCUGAUGGAGCUCCAGUCCAUCGCGGCCGGUUUGCCAAGCUGUGCUUUAAAGAAUGUGAAACCGCGGGAUGUCCUGAACGACACGGAAACCUUGAAGACCAUCUCAAAGCAAAUGAGGAAAGGGCAGCUGAAGGCCAUGCUGGAAACGCUGAGUGGCGAAGUUCCUCCCUCGGAGCUGGUGCGGAAGUUGGCCGGCCCUUUGCUUCGUAGCGUUUCUCUUAGGAAUCUGGCAAAAGCAAACAUCACCUCUUUGGAUGAAGUGGAGAAUAAAACCUGGAGUCUGCCACAGGCUGCCUACCUGGCGAAGAAGAUGCAUGACCUGAAGAAGCUCCAGUACAGGAGGCUGAACUCCGUCCUUCAGGGCCUAACCUGCGAGAUGAUGGAUGAAGUUAACGGCAGCAGCGUGAUGGAUAUGGCUCAAUCCAUAACGGAGACUCCACAGUGGCUUUCCAAAGUCCAGGCACAAUGUGCUGCGCGAAGGUUUUUUAAGGCUUUGGAGAAAGAGAGGACGGAUUACUUCCAGAACAUCACCGUGCCGGAGCUUGAGAGGAUCCCCACCAUGCUGCUGCUUCAUUUGCCGCCUUCAGCGGUGAAGCAGUUGCCCGACUCGGUGUGUCAGGUCUUCCUGGACAUGAUGGAGACAGCCAACCUGACCUCCCUGCCUCCGCGCGCCCCAUCGCGUGCCGCACUCACAGAAAGAGCUCUGCUUUGCCUGCCUAAUGGGGGGAACAUGUCCACCUUGACCAGCUCAGACGUCUCGAGGCUCGGCCCGCUCUUGUGCGAGCUGAAACCCUCCACGCUGCCCCUCAUGGCGCCUGAAGUGCUGGACUUCAGCCUCCGGGCCAUGGCCUCCUGUGAUCACAUUCCUCAGCCACACAGGGCAGAUCUGAUCCGACUGGUCAAGCAGGUGUUCGGGAAUCUCUCUGAUUGGCCGGCUGAGACGCUGGAAUCAGUGGGCCCCCUCGUUCUGUUGGAUGACACUGUCGCCUCCACUUUGCCAAAUAAACCUUGGAUGAAGGAUGUUCUUGUUUUCCUGAAGCCGCGCCUCACCCAGAUUUCAGAUGCACUGAAAAAGAAGAUCUUUGAUCUCACUGUCGCCGCCGCCGCCGCAUCAAGCCCGGCACGUAAAAGGCGAGCAGUCGCUGGGGAUUCUUCCAGCAAUCUUACAGAACCCACACAAGCAGUUAUUGAAGAGCUGGGACUGAACAAUGUGUUCUGGACUCCAACGAAGCUGCAACAGAUGUCCAGCAGCACAUUCCUGGCUACCUUAGACGUGCUCGGGUCGGUCCCUGGUUACAGCUCGGACCAGCUGAGAGUGCUCUAUAAAAAGGCAGUAGAGGCAUUUGGCCCUGUGUUAAGAAUGAAUGAGACCGUCGUCGUUCAGCUGGGCUGCAUAAUGCAGAGCUUCUCCAACUCCGAGCUGGAAAUGCUUCCCCUGUCGCUGGACGGCCUGGACGACGUGGCCGCCUGUGGCUGGAACCAUUCACAGUUGUCUUCGGUGUGGAAGGGCGUCGCUAAAUAUAACAACCUGACAGCGGCGCUGCUGGGAUCUGCAGAGAUGGUCCAGCUGGGCCGGGUCGUCUGCGGCCUGAAUUCCAGCGAGAUUGGUCAGCUCAGGGUGGCUGCCUUCAGCGACGCAGUGGGCUCCAUGGAGGGUCUUCAGUGUCCCGCUGAGGUCUUACGGCAGCUGAAAGACGUUGCUGUGUCUGCCUUUGGAGUUCCCAGCAACUGGACUCAGGCUCAGGUUUCUGACCUGAACUACAUCAUCGCCGGUUUGAACGCAACUGAAAUGGCCUCCCUGAGCCCCUCUGUCUUCCCCUUCAUCAGCAAGAGCUGCAUUCCCCAAAUUGCUCCUGAAAACUUUGCAGCCCUCUCCGUCACUCAGCUGGCGGCCCUCGGCCCCGACAACGCCGCCAUGGUGACCGGCGACCAGCGAGGAGCUCUGACAGAGUUACAGCUGAGCGUUCUUGAAAGGGCCACUACCGGUGCCCAGGAGGAGCAGACGCAGGCCCAGCCCACCAAGUCAGGCGCUCCUGUGAUGACUCUGGAGGGACUGGCCACCUUCAUGAAGCCUGCUCUCUUCCUCUUAAUUGGGUUCCUUCUGCUCUAGAAACGGAUUCAUCACAUCCUGCUGCCAAAACAGCCAGAGCCUCAACACGGGUCGUCUUCAUGAAGCACCUUUCCCCAAUAUCUAGAUUAUGUUUUCAUCGUAGUUUCUUCCUAAAUUAUUUGCACGGUGUAAUUGAAGGGCUGUGUAUCAGUGGUGUGCUUUGUAAACUGUAGAAGGGUUAUGGCUAAGCUUUAAAUAUCUUAUCAUAUUGUAAGAGAGUCUAUUUUAUUAGAAUGAAUGCUGUCUAGAAUGGAUCCAGGAGGAAUCUCCACCAUCAUGGAGCCUGUUCCGUUUCUUCUUCUCACAUCCUGCGGCCAAAGCAGCCCAAACUUUAGCUGAACUUAUCCUCACCAAGACGUUCUGUACCAGCCGGUUCCUCUGGGUCUGUAAGGGUGUUCUUACCGUUAAUCAUAGCAGAUGAUCCGGUUAUUGCAAAGCUUUAUUUUAUUAAAUGCAUGUUCAUAGAGUAUAUUUUAUUAGAAUGAAAAGGAAUAUUUUA